Molecule: messenger RNA, 1884 nt
Organism: Dictyostelium discoideum AX4
Lineage: Eukaryota; Evosea; Eumycetozoa; Dictyosteliales; Dictyosteliaceae
Gene: xpnpep1
Product: peptidase M24 family protein
Exons: 2
Coding region: 1-1884 (627 amino acids)
Cellular component (GO): cytosol; cytoplasm
Molecular function (GO): metalloaminopeptidase activity; aminopeptidase activity
Source: RefSeq, a predicted model, not a curated record
AUGCAAAGAGUUUUAAAUAAAAUUAUUUCAAAAGAUACAAUUAAUACUAUGGGUAAAGUAGCAAUUUCUAAAAAAGUUGAAAAACUUAGAACCUUUAUGAAGGAUCAAUCAUUAUCAGCCUAUAUUGUACCAAGUGAAGAUGCACAUCAAAGUGAAUAUAUUUGUGUUAAAGAUAAAAGAAGAGAAUAUAUUAGUGGAUUCAGUGGUAGUGCUGGUUGUGUUGUAAUCACAUUAGAUAAUCAAUUAUUAUGGACUGAUGGUCGUUAUUGGUUACAAGCUGAAAAAGAAUUAGAAUCAAAUUGGAAAAUAAUGAAAGAUCGUGUUGUUGGUGAACCAACAAUUCAAGAUUGGUUAUUAUCUAAUUUAAAUAAAGAAAAUAAAGUUGGUAUUGAUAGUAGAUUAAUUUCAAAAGGUUAUUAUGAUAGUAUGAAAUUAGUAUUAAAAGAGAAAUCAAUUGAUAUUAAAUUUGAUGAAGAUGGUGAAAAUUUAAUUGAUAAAGUUAGAGAAAGUUUUAAAGAUGAAGAGGAAAUACCAGAGUAUCCAAAGAAUUCAAUUUUCUUUUUAGAGGAUAAAUUCACAGGUAAACAAUCCAAUGAGAAAUUAAAAGAGAUUAGAGAAGAGAUGAAGAAACAAUCAGCUGAUUUAAUGGUGGUUUCAGCAUUGGAUGAAAUCGCUUGGUUAUUAAAUUUAAGAGGUUCAGAUAUCUCUUUUAAUCCAGUGUUUUUAUCAUAUGUUGUAGUUGAACAUGAAAAAGUUACACUUUUCGUUGACGAGAGUAAAUUAAAUGAUAAAACUAAAUCACAAUUACCAAGUGGUAUUGCAAUUUCACCAUAUAGUUCAGUUUUUGAAUAUUUAAGAAACUCUGAUAAACAAGGUAAAAAGAUUUGGAUUGAUCCACGUUCAAGUGUAGCUUUGUAUAAUUGUGUAUCAAUUUCAAAUUUACUCGAAAAGAUUAACCCAAUUCUAUUGUCAAAAGCAAUUAAAAAUGAAACUGAAAUUCAAGGUAUGAAGAAUGCACAUAUUCGUGAUGCCGUUGCAUUGAUUCAAUUCUUGGCAUGGAUGGAAGAGGAGAUCGUAGAGAAAUCUGAUGAAACUUCUCAUACUGAAUAUAGUGUAUGUGAGAAAUUGGAAGGUUUCCGUCGUCAACAAACUGAUUUCGUUAGUCUUUCAUUCGAUACAAUUUCAUCAAUAAAUGCAAAUGGUGCAAUCAUUCACUAUAAACCAGAUGAAACUACAUCGGCUACAAUUGUGAAAGGAAUGUAUUUGGUCGAUAGUGGUGCACAAUAUUUGGAUGGUACCACUGAUGUAACUCGUACACUUCACUAUGGUAAACCAACUCAACAUGAAAUCGAUUGUUAUACUCGUGUAUUACGUGGUCAUGUUGGUUUAAGUCUUUUGAAAUUUCCAAAUCGUGUAAAUGGUCGUGAUAUCGAUUGUGUUGCUAGAACUCAUCUUUGGUCGGUUGGUUUGGAUUAUGCUCAUGGAACUGGUCAUGGUGUUGGUUCCUUCUUAAAUGUUCACGAAGGUCCACAAGGUAUCUCUUAUCGUGCAAUCGCCAACCCAACCAAUCUUCAAGCUGGUAUGACAUUAACCAAUGAACCAGGUUAUUAUGAAUCUGGUAAUUUUGGUAUCCGUAUUGAAAAUGUUAUGAUUGUUGCACCAGUUACAACUCAAUUCAAUAAUGGUAAAUUCAUUGGUUUUGAUAAUAUCACUUUAGUACCAUAUGAACGUAAAUUAAUUAAUUUAGAAAUGUUAACAAAAGAUGAAAUUAACUUUAUCAAUGAUUAUUAUAAAGAAAUUGGUGAAAAAAUUUUACCAUUAAUUGAAAAAACAAAUAAUCAAAAAUCAAUUAAUUGGUUAAAGAAUCAAAUUAAACCAUUAUAA